Messenger RNA from Thalassophryne amazonica, 1476 nucleotides. RefSeq names its product cell division cycle 42, like (gene cdc42l). The transcript is spliced from 6 exons. Lineage: Eukaryota; Metazoa; Chordata; Actinopteri; Batrachoidiformes; Batrachoididae. Bases 91 to 666 code for a protein of 191 amino acids. The record is from RefSeq and is a predicted model, not a curated record. Gene Ontology annotation, cellular component: dendritic spine. Gene Ontology annotation, molecular function: GTPase activity; GTP binding. Gene Ontology annotation, biological process: small GTPase-mediated signal transduction; modification of synaptic structure.
UGUGGCGCGCGCGAUUUGCGGCUGCGCAGAAAGUGAGUCGGCAGUCAAACCCGGAUGUAACCAACGCCUAAGAAGUGCGAAGAGAAAACGAUGCAGACUAUAAAAUGUGUCGUGGUAGGGGAUGGUGCAGUAGGAAAGACUUGUCUACUCAUCUCUUAUACAACCAACAAGUUCCCUUCAGAAUAUGUGCCUACGGUUUUUGACAAUUAUGCAGUGACAGUGAUGAUUGGAGGAGAACCCUAUACACUCGGACUUUUCGACACAGCCGGUCAGGAGGAUUAUGACAGGCUGCGUCCUCUCAGCUACCCACAGACAGAUGUAUUCCUUGUGUGUUUCUCUGUCGUCUCUCCCUCCUCAUUUGAGAAUGUCAAGGAGAAGUGGGUUCCAGAGAUUUUGCACCACUGCCCACGCACACCCUUCCUGUUAGUGGGUACUCAGGUGGAUCUGCGAGAUGACAGCAAUACAGUUGAGAAGUUGGCAAAGAAUAAACAGCGCCCCCUAACUGCUGAGAGUGGAGAAAAGCUGGCACGUGAACUCAAAGCUGUCAAAUAUGUGGAGUGUUCUGCUCUCACACAGAAAGGGCUAAAGAAUGUAUUUGAUGAGGCCAUUCUGGCAGCCCUGGAGCCUCCCGAGACCAAACCCAAGAAACGGUGUGUUCUGUUAUAGACAAAGACCAACAGUAAGAGGUAUAAAGGUCAAGUGAAUCAAAACAUUAGAAAGAUCAAUGGCCUUUAUUUAUUGUUAGAAAAGGACAAAACAGUUGAUGGUGUAUGAAAUGCCAUUGAGUCUAACACAUGUACACUGACUGUGCCUUCAAUGUAAAGUUUGAAAGAGGCGGAUUUAGUGGUUAGCACUGUUGCCUCACAGCAAGAAGGUCACGGGAUCGAUUCCCACCUGUGGCCUUUCUGUGUGGAGUUUGCAUGUUCUCCCUGUGUUUGCGUGGGUUUCCUCCGGGUGCUCCGGUUUCCUCCCACAUUUAAAGACAUGCAGGUUAGGUGAAUUGGAUUGUAAUAAUUACUCAGGUCUCCCUUCCAAAAGAGAUCUCAAUGGGACUAACCUGGUUAAAUAAAAAUAAUAAUAAUAAUGUUAAGUGGUGCUGUAUGCACUUUCUUUUCUGACCCCUUGGGUUUAUCAGGAACUCCAAGCAUUUUAAUAUCACUCCAAACAAUACUGUCUGUCUGUAAUGGUGACUUUAUUCCAACUGCAUUUUCACUUAUUUUGUUUCUGCAGGAUGUAUGAAAUUGUAUUUUAUUUUUCUUCUGUUUAUAUUAAUUCUGUGACCUUGUUUUUGAGGAACGUUCAUUUUAAAACUUGAGUUUUUAUUUUGUCCAGGUUUUUUUGAUAGAUGACACAUGUUGAGUGAUUGAUAAUAUAACAAACUGUAAUAUUUUGAAUAGUUUCUCAUCUUGUGAGGUGACAUUUAAUAAUUCAUGGGUGUUUGUAAUCAAUAUUUGUAAUAAAAAUUGUUUAACCAAA